AUGCCAACCACCCUCUUCACCCUCCCCCGCGAACUCCGGGACGAAGUUUACAUCUAUCUUGCCCAUUCCCCCAGCUUCACCUUCCUACUCGCCUGCCGCCAACUCAACGAAGAAGGCACACCCCUCCUCUACAAACACGGCACCUACCGCCUCCGCGCCCUGACCCUCCGCAAAGAACACCUGCCCGCGCCCCCCAAACCACCUCCGACCUCUCUGAUCCAAAACCUCCACAUCGCCAUGCCGCCGAUACAUUUCGGGCACCACAAAAGCCCCAACUACGAAAUCUCGCGCCGCACUACGGAAUCACUGAGCCAAUUCGGUGGCACCGACAUUCGGCGUCGGAUCUGUCAUUUCGAUCUGCAGGGGUGGACUCUCUCCGCAGGGAUGGCAAAGGUGUUGGGCGGUUUCCGCGGGUUCGACGUCGUGCGCGUGGAGGUACGGUUGAAGCCUUAUAGUGAUCACUAUAACGGAGGGAUCAGGCCGCACGAUGAGGAUCGCGCGGAUGAGGAGAGGGUUGACUGUGUGCGAUUGAUCGAGGAGAGACUUGGGACGGCGCUUGGGGAAGCCAAGUGGGAGAAGAAAGACUCCGGGACCUGUUUUGAAGAGGUUCUGGUUGCGGAGUUCCGGCCUUGUGGAUCAAGGCAAUGA
Molecule: messenger RNA, 648 nt
Organism: Letharia columbiana
Lineage: Eukaryota; Fungi; Ascomycota; Lecanoromycetes; Lecanorales; Parmeliaceae
Exons: 1
Coding region: 1-648 (215 amino acids)
Source: RefSeq, a predicted model, not a curated record